Molecule: messenger RNA, 319 nt
Organism: Ostreococcus tauri
Lineage: Eukaryota; Viridiplantae; Chlorophyta; Mamiellophyceae; Mamiellales; Bathycoccaceae
Product: Histone deacetylase superfamily
Exons: 1
Molecular function (GO): zinc ion binding
Source: RefSeq, a predicted model, not a curated record
AUGUUUGAUGUUUUGGGUGUCGUCGACGCCGGUGGGAUCGCGCUCGGGAUGACAUCGACGUGUGCGCACGCCGUUGGGGUUCGUUCGGGGGAAUGCGAGCACUCGCGGGCGUGCGAGACGUGUGGGACGACGUCAGAGCUUUGGGCGUGCGGCGCCUGCGGGAAGAGCUUUUGCGGGCGGUACCAAAACGCGUGCGCAAAGAAACACGCCUCAGAGAGCGCUCACGACGUGUGCGUGAGCUGGGACGACAUGAGCUGCUGGUGCUAUGCGUGUGAGACGUACGUGGACCCAUCAUCGUUCGAGAACGUCGCUGAGCGCG